GAAGAGAGGUCCUGCACAUUUUACAGAAGAGGGGUCCUGCACAUUUUACAGAAGGGAGGUCCGGAGAAGACGGUGACGAAUAAGUGCCGUGACCCAGGGCGCAUUGGGUCCUUUCUCACCGCCAUCCCAAUGAAGGAACCUGACGCCAUAAAGCUCUUCAUCGGGCAGAUCCCGCGGAAUCUGGAGGAGAAGGACCUCAAACCCAUCUUCGAGCAGUUUGGGAAGAUCUACGAGCUGACAGUGAUUAAGGAUAAAUACACUGGCAUGCACAAAGGAUGUGCCUUCCUGACGUACUGUGCACGGGAAUCAGCCCUCAAAGCCCAGACAGCUCUGCAUGAGCAGAAGACCCUGCCAGGGAUGAAUCGGCCUAUUCAGGUGAAGCCAGCUGACAGUGAAGGCAGAGGAGAGGACAGGAAGUUGUUUGUGGGCAUGUUGGGGAAGCAGCAGGAGGAUGAGGAUGUGAGGAAGAUGUUCGAGCCCUUUGGCAGGAUUGAUGAAUGUACAGUACUGAGGGCACCUGAUGGUACAAGCAAAGGUUGCGCAUUUGUGAAGUUCCAAACUCACGCUGAAGCUCAGGCAGCCAUUACCAGCCUGCAUGGAAGCAGAACAAUGCCAGGCGCCUCCUCUAGUCUCGUGGUGAAGUUUGCAGACACGGAGAAGGAGCGUGGGCUCCGGAGAACACAGCAAGCUAUCUUCAGCCCCAUCACGCUCAACCUGGGGGCCUACAGCGCCUACACACAGGCUCUGGUACAGCAGCAGACACUGAUGGCCCAGACCGCCUACUUGUCACCAGUGGCAACAGUUGCCGCUGUACAGAUGCAGCAGAUGGCAGCCCUUAAUACCAAUGGCAUCAUAGCCACGCCCAUAACCCCCAUCACACCUUCUUCAGGCACAAACACCCCACCCACUAUUGCAGUGACACCAGGCCCGGGUCUGCCUCCAGCCAUCGGAGUCAAUGGUUAUAGUCCCGUGCCCGCACCAGCCAAUGGACAAGCAGCUUCUGAAACAAUCUACACCAAUGGCAUUCACCCAUAUCAAGCCCCAAGUCCAGCUGGAGCGUUGGAUCCUCUCCAGCAGGCGUAUGCUGGCAUGCAGCACUACACAGCGACCUAUCCUGCUGCCUUCGGAUUGGUCAGUCCGCCAUUUCAUCAUCAAGCCACGCUGGCUCCUCAGCAGCAGCAACAGAGAGAAGGUCCUGAAGGCUGUAAUAUUUUCAUUUAUCACUUACCCCAAGAAUUCACGGACUCUGAACUGCUGCAGAUGUUUAUGUCAUUUGGGAAUGUCAUCUCUGCUAAAGUGUUUGUGGACAGAGCCACCAACCAGAGCAAGUGUUUUGGCUUUGUUAGUUUUGAUAACCCCACCAGCGCUCUCACUGCCAUCCAGGCCAUGAACGGCUUCCAGAUUGGGAUGAAGCGGCUCAAAGUCCAGCUGAAGAGGCCGAAAGAUGCCAACAGACCCUACUGAGAUGAGAGCGGCCCCUGGAGACCGGUCCACACACCCCGACGUAAAUUGCGGGAGACCCCAUCGCUAUGGCUAUGGUUGCCUAGCAACAGAUAAUGCCCCCCUACCUCUCCCGCUGUAAUUGUUAAAAGCUGAGAUGUUAAAAGAUGAGAAAGUAAUUCAUCCAGUUAACUGCAGCAUGGAGUUGAGAUGACUGGGUUAUUCACGACACACACCACAUUAAAUAAUGAUAAUGGAACAUAUAAAAGAUUAUGUGCGUACGUCACACUUAUGUCUACACUCAGUCCCACGUGUGCAGAGUGCUCACUAAUACUCACAGGUCGGAAGUAGAAGUUUCUUUUUUGUUACCAAUAAUUAAGAUAAAAAAGAAGAUAGUAUGUAGGAUAGUACUGCCACAAUAAGAGAAACUUUAUUAUGUGUAUAUAAGCUAGCAUCAAGAAAUUACAGUGGACAAAAAAAAACAAAAAACAAAAAAAAACGAUAAUGAUAAUAGUUUACAUGAAAACAACAAAAAAUGGUAACAACAUGCAUUAACAUCAUCAUCAUCGUCAUUAGUGACAUCAUGAUUACUGCUAUAAAUUUCUUUUGAAAAUGUCUUUUGAAUUAAGAUUUCUAUCUUUUCUUGAAUUAUGAGAGAAGGGUUCAGGAACUUUUGGGGGUGAGUUUUAAUCCUUGAGCUACUUUUUAUUUGUAGAUUAAUUUCAUUUUCAAUUUUAUUAAUGAUUGACUUUUAAAAAUCUGACCAAAUAUAUAGGUUUAGAUCGAUUGGGUUGCAAGUUCAUUUUCUUUCCUUUUCUUAAGAAAUCCAGAAAAUGUAUGACUUUGUAAGUGAAUAAUUAUUGAACUAUGAAUUACAAUAUUUAUUUCUUAUUUAUUGACUAAUUUUUGAUUCAGACUUUCUGUAUAAUUUAAAUAAAAUACACCUAUGAUGCAAAGA
Electrophorus electricus (electric eel) is the source of this 2398-nucleotide messenger RNA. NCBI's taxonomy places the organism in Eukaryota, Metazoa, Chordata, Actinopteri, Gymnotiformes, Gymnotidae. The record is from RefSeq and is a predicted model, not a curated record.